UAGGCAAGUUGUUCUGUUUCCGCUUCCAGUUAAGUCUUUUGGAUUGUCGAUUCCUUUUGUAGCGCCAGCAUAAAACAUGGACAAUCGUUCUAUCUCAAAGAAGAGGAAGUUUGUCGGAGAUGGUGUCUUCAAAGCCGAGUUAAAUGAGUUCUUAACUCGUGAGCUCUCAGAAGAUGGAUAUUCAGGAGUGGAAGUACGUGUCACUCCUCACCGUACCGAAAUUAUUUUGCUGGCCACUCAUACACAAAGUGUUCUUGGAGAAAAAGGUCGUAGAAUCCGAGAAUUAACUUCUGUUGUACAGAAACGAUUCAAUUUCAAAGAAACACAAAAUAUUGAAUUGUAUGCAGAGAAAGUUGCAACUCGUGGACUAUGUGCUAUUGCUCAAGCAGAAUCCCUACGUUUUAAAUUAAUUGGAGGUCUUGCUGUUCGAAGGGCUUGCUAUGGAGUUCUCCGUUUUAUUAUGGAAUCAGGAGCCAAGGGUUGUGAAGUUGUUGUCAGUGGUAAACUGCGUGGACAGAGAGCAAAAUCAAUGAAAUUUGUUGAUGGAUUGAUGAUUCACUCUGGUGAACCUACCAAUGAAUAUGUUAAUACUGCAACACGUCAUGUACUUCUUAGACAAGGUGUGCUUGGUAUCAAAGUAAAAAUUAUGCUCCCAUAUGAUCCUCAAGGCAAAACAGGUCCGAAGAAACCUCUGCCAGACUCUGUUUCAAUUGUUGAACCAAAAGAUGAAAUAUUCCCUUCACAACCAACAUCCGAAGUGAAAGCUUCGAAAGAUCUACCACAGCCAACACCAAUUGCGGUGUAAUUUAUAUAUAAAUGAAAAUAAACUUUUAAAAGGAAA
Messenger RNA from Osmia bicornis bicornis, 841 nucleotides. RefSeq names its product 40S ribosomal protein S3 (gene RpS3). Gene Ontology annotation, cellular component: nucleus; cytosolic small ribosomal subunit. Gene Ontology annotation, molecular function: structural constituent of ribosome; RNA binding. Lineage: Eukaryota; Metazoa; Arthropoda; Insecta; Hymenoptera; Megachilidae. Gene Ontology annotation, biological process: positive regulation of apoptotic signaling pathway; translation. Bases 77 to 805 code for a protein of 242 amino acids. The transcript has 4 exons. The record is from RefSeq and is a predicted model, not a curated record.